Messenger RNA from Ostertagia ostertagi, 507 nucleotides. The record is from the annotation of a GenBank genome assembly. NCBI's taxonomy places the organism in Eukaryota, Metazoa, Nematoda, Chromadorea, Rhabditida, Trichostrongylidae.
GAUGGCGGACUCUCACAGUCACUCCAUAGCAAAUGAUCAGAGCCAACGACAAGAGGAAGUGCCCGACGAGGAAUUCAGACGCGAUCUAAGACGGGCUACGUCGUCCAGUCCACGGUCGUUGAAGAAAAUCGUCUGUUUGCUCGGGACCAAGGAAAACUUCGACGUCGAGAAGGGCAUCGCUCAGUCCACAACCACUAAGGAGACUACAUCACGUAAAAGUUCAGAGCCGAGAAAACCAAGUACCACGUCGACGAGUGAGUCGUCACCGACGAAGACAGAGCCGUCAAAAACGGUACCAUCAAAAAUAACACCCCGAACCAGUCAUUCGUCGUCGACCAGUGCAGCACCACUGCCUUCACCAAAAACGGAGCUGUCAAAAACAACUUCACCAAAAACAACACCACGAACCAGCCUGUCUUCCUGUUCUUCACCACCGUUCGACUCACCGACAAAGCCAGGGAAAUACACUUCGAUUGACCUUGAAAACGAUCUACCGGAAAUUUACAG